Molecule: messenger RNA, 587 nt
Organism: Acanthoscelides obtectus
Lineage: Eukaryota; Metazoa; Arthropoda; Insecta; Coleoptera; Chrysomelidae
Source: the annotation of a GenBank genome assembly
GAAUACAUAAAAAGGAGUAUCAAGAGGCCAUCACGUGGAUGCAGGAAAAGAAAAAUUUACAAAUUAGCGAACUUCGCUAUAAACGCCAAUCCGAAUUUAAAGAGUCUCAAAUACAGCAUUUCUUAGAAAGGAUAAAGAUUCAAGAUGAACAAAUUGCAAAACUGGAUGAAGAUGUGCUACUUUUGCACAAAUCCGUUGAUACUAAUACAGUGUCUAAAGAAGCUCUGACAGAGCCAGAAACGAAAUCUGCUUAUCAGACAUACUCAAAAAUAAACAGUAGAUCUGUUGAGACACAAACAGAUCUAGAAGUGAUUCCGGUUAAGGAUAACAAACAAGAGCUGGUUAACAUUAAGUGUGAUUUGCUGAGAGCGCAGGAGGUUUUGAAAGAGAAAGAACACGUGGCACUUAGCGUUAUGAUUUCACCAUCAUUUGGAACAGACUUUGAUGGAUCUUCAGCUUCUUUGACCAAUUUAACUUCAGUACCACCCUGCACGUCAUCUCCUGAGACGUUGUCUUCAACUUCAAUUCCACAUUCUGAUAACGAAAUUCCUUCACUUUCAUUAAGAAAUUCUUCAAUUUGGGUAUGA